UCCAUAUCCCGGCGUCCUUUGUGCCUACUUCCUUUCUGUCCCUUUCCGGCCUCCAAGAUGUCGAAGCGAGGACGCGGUGGGUCCUCCGGGGCCAAGUUCCGGAUCUCCUUGGGUCUGCCGGUAGGAGCCGUGAUCAACUGUGCGGACAACACAGGAGCCAAAAAUCUGUACAUCAUCUCCGUGAAGGGGAUCAAGGGACGGCUGAACAGACUGCCCGCCGCUGGUGUGGGUGACAUGGUGAUGGCCACGGUCAAGAAAGGCAAACCCGAGCUCAGGAAGAAGGUACAUCCAGCAGUGGUAAUACGACAACGAAAGUCAUAUCGAAGAAAAGAUGGUGUCUUUCUUUAUUUUGAAGACAAUGCGGGGGUCAUAGUAAAUAAUAAAGGCGAAAUGAAAGGUUCUGCCAUCACUGGACCAGUUGCAAAGGAAUGUGCAGAUUUAUGGCCCAGGAUUGCUUCCAAUGCCGGCAGCAUUGCAUGAUUUUUUAGUGUAUUUGUUAAAAAGAACCCAUUGCUUCCAGGAUGAGGGUGAGGGGAUAUGACUCAAUAGAUUCCAUCUGUUAAUAAUAAAAGAUCGCUCCCAAA
Sorex araneus (European shrew) is the source of this 584-nucleotide messenger RNA. It is a transcript of the gene RPL23, whose product is annotated as ribosomal protein L23. The transcript has 5 exons. Gene Ontology annotation, cellular component: cytosolic large ribosomal subunit; ribosome. Gene Ontology annotation, biological process: translation. Lineage: Eukaryota; Metazoa; Chordata; Mammalia; Eulipotyphla; Soricidae. Bases 58 to 480 code for a protein of 140 amino acids. Gene Ontology annotation, molecular function: large ribosomal subunit rRNA binding; structural constituent of ribosome. The record is from RefSeq and is a predicted model, not a curated record.